CUGAGUUUGCCGCUGCCACCGAUUCUGGAACCAAUAUCAUGGAUUAUUGGAUACUGGGAAACUGAAACUAUUGCUGGUGAUCGAUUUCCGGUUUCGUUCCAGUACCCUUACAAAGAAGUUUUAGACAUCUCUAUUUCUGAGGUCCCAAUGUUUGAUCGCCCUCCGGUUAAUGUCUCUGUUCUAGCCUAUACAAGUGAAGGAUCAGUGCAUAGCGAAGUUGGUUUCAUGACUGGAAAGCCAUUCCAUGAGGCUACCGGUUUUGCGGAAUACAAUAAAUCCUCUCACGGAACGGAUCAAGUCGCUAUUGAAAUGGUCAGUAAUACAGUAAAUCCAGGAAUCACAACGAUCGAGGAGGGCGAAUUACACAAUGGUGAAAUUGUGCUUAAACUGAAAUAUAAACGAGCUGUUCCGCCAGCACUUUAUUAUCUCCCGAGAAAGUCCCGGCGAAGCUUCAAACUGCAAGGCUGGAAUAUUCUGGUAGAGAAAACAUACGUUGAAGAAUCGACAGGUGUCAUUCGAAAAUGGAUUAAGAGGUACCGAAGGACUAAAGACUACUUGGCACAGUACUGA
Gongylonema pulchrum is the source of this 570-nucleotide messenger RNA. Lineage: Eukaryota; Metazoa; Nematoda; Chromadorea; Rhabditida; Gongylonematidae. The record is from the annotation of a GenBank genome assembly.